CCAACCAAACACUUUCGCCUUCCCUUGUCGUCGCCGACUCAUCCAACCAAGCAAACUCGCGACGACACCCAAACCCUCGCUCCUCCUCGGCGGCGGCGGCGGCGGCGGCGUACGGACGGCAGAGGCGGCCAUGGCGGCGGUGGCGACUGUAAGCUCCGCCAGCGGGCUCCUCGCGAUGCUGCAGGAACCGGCGGCGGAGCUGAAGCUGCACGCGCUCGCAAGCCUCAACUCCGUCGUCCACCUCUUCUGGCCCGAGAUCUCCACCAGCGUUCCCGCCAUUGAGAGCUUGUAUGAAGAUGAGGAGUUUGAUCAGAGGCAGCUUGCAGCAUUAGUUGUUUCUAAGGUGUUUUACUACUUGGGCGAGUUAAAUGAUUCACUGUCAUAUGCACUUGGUGCUGGACCCCUGUUUGAUGUUUCUGACGAUUCUGAUUAUGCCCAUGCUCUUUUAGCCAAAGCACUAGAUGAAUAUGCCAGUAUCAAGAUCAGAGCCUCUAAAGCUACAGAGGAGGAACAGAGUGUUGAUCCUCGAUUAGAGGCCAUAGUGGAGAGGAUGCUUGAAAAGUGUAUCCUUGAUGGGAAAUAUCAACAGGCCAUGGGUAUGGCUGUUGAAUGCAGGAGGCUGGAUAAGCUGGAGGAAGCAAUUGUUCGGUGUGAUAAUAUUCAAGGGGCUCUAUCAUAUUGCAUCAACCUUUCUCAUCAAUAUGUUAAUCACCGUGAAUAUCGCUUUGAGGUUCUCCGCUGUCUUGUUAAAAUAUACCAAACUUUGCCAAAUCCAGAUUAUCUGAGCAUUUGCCAGUGUCUUAUGUUUUUGGAUGAGCCUGAAACUGUUGCAAGCAUAUUGGGCAAGCUGCUUUCGGGAAGCAAGGAUGAUGCUCUCCUCGCGUAUCAAAUUGCUUUCGAUCUUGUUGAGAAUGAAAAUCAGGCCUUCCUUUUGAAUGUGAGGAAUCGUUUGGUCUCACAAACUCCUGUGACAUCUAACCAUGACAGUGGGUCAGCUUUACAAGAUGAUCAAACUGCCAGUGUGGGUACAAGCACAGAACCAGCUGGAGAUGUUCAGAUGAGAGAUGACACAACUACACCGAAUGGAAGUGCUCACACUGUGGAUCUGAAUGAGGUAGCGCAUGCCGACAGGCUUAUAAAAAUUAAAGGAAUACUAUCAGGGGAGACUUCUAUUCAGCUGACGUUGCAAUUUCUAUAUAGCCACAAUAGGUCCGAUCUUUUAAUUCUUAAAACAAUAAAGCAGGCUGUGGAAAUGAGGAACAGUGUUUGCCACAGUGCAACUAUAUGUUCCAAUGCAAUGAUGCAUGCAGGAACUACUGUAGAUACCUUCCUGAGAGAGAACCUGGAGUGGUUAAGCAGGGCAACCAAUUGGGCAAAAUUCAGUGCAACUGCUGGACUAGGCGUCAUUCAUAGAGGCCACCUUCAACAAGGCCGGGCAUUGAUGGCCCCCUACCUGCCUCAAAGUGGUUCAGUUGGUGGUGGCAGUCCAUAUUCAGAAGGUGGUGCACUCUAUGCGCUAGGUCUGAUUCAUGCGAAUCAUGGUGAAGGAAUCAAACAAUUCCUCCGUGAAAGUCUUCGCAACACCAGUGCUGAGGUCAUCCAGCACGGUGCAUGUUUGGGACUUGGGCUUGCAGCUUUGGGCACAGCAGAUGAGGAGAUAUAUGAGGACAUAAAGAAUGUCCUUUACACAGACAGUGCUGUGGCAGGUGAGGCAGCUGGUAUUGGCAUGGGCUUGCUCAUGGUUGGGACCGCCAGCGAGAAGGCUAGUGAGAUGCUUGCUUAUGCACAUGAUACUCAACACGAAAAGAUUAUAAGGGGUUUGUCACUUGGCAUCGCUUUGACGGUAUAUGGCAGGGAAGAGGAAGCAGACACCUUGAUUGAACAAAUGACUAGAGACCAAGAUCCCAUAUUACGUUACGGUGGUAUGUACGCAUUGGCUCUGGCCUACAGGGGAACUGCAAACAACAAAGCCAUCCACCAGCUGCUGCAUUUUGCUGUAUCGGAUGUCAGUGAUGAUGUUCGGAGGACUGCAGUUAUGGCUCUUGGAUUUGUUCUAUACAAUGAACCCGAUCAGACUCCAAGAAUUGUGUCCCUUCUCUCUGAAUCAUACAACCCACAUGUUCGCUAUGGUGCAGCUUUAGCUGUUGGGAUAUCGUGUGCAGGAAGCGGAUUAAGUGAUGCGAUUUCCUUGUUGGAGCCUCUUACAUCAGACGUCGUUGACUUUGUGCGCCAGGGAGCUCUCAUUGCCAUGGCAAUGGUUAUGAUCCAAACUAAUGAAUCCUUUGAUUCUCGUGUUGGAACAUUCAGGCAUCAGUUGGAAAAGAUCAUUCUUGACAAGCAUGAGGACACCAUGAGCAAAAUGGGGGCCAUACUAGCUUCUGGUAUUCUUGAUGCUGGUGGUAGGAAUGUCACAAUCAAACUCCUCUCAAGGAACAAGCAUGACAAACUCACUGCUGUGGUUGGUCUUGCCGUUUUCAGUCAGUUCUGGUACUGGUAUCCUCUCCAAUAUUUCAUCAGCCUGGCCUUCUCGCCAACAGCCUUCAUCGGGCUCAACUCUGACCUGAAAGUGCCGAAGUUUGAUUUCAUAUCACAUGCUAAACCAUCCCUCUUCGAGUACCCCAAACCGACCACUCAGCAGACUACAACUUCAGCAGUGAAGCUGCCAACAGCCAUUUUGUCAACUUAUGCCAAGGCAAAAUCUAGGGCAAAGAAGGACGCAGAAAGCAAAGCUAACCAGGAGAAGACCACGGAAGAGGCUUCUGGUUCUACUUCAGGCAAGGGAGCUAAAACUCAGGAGAAGGAUGCUGAUGCAAUGCAGGUUGAUAAUGCUGCAGAGAAGAAGGCUCCUGAACCAGAACCAACAUAUCAGCUCCUGACCAACCCAGCUCGUGUGAUCCCUGCCCAGGAGAAGUUCAUCAAGUUCCUGGAAAGCAGUCGAUAUGUCCCUGUGAAACCUGCUCCGUCUGGAUUCAUCCUCCUCCGAGACCUGCAGCCCACUGAGGCUGAGGUCCUUGCACUGACCGAUGCCCCCUCUACAGUGGCAGCAAGCACGGGCAACACUGCAGCCACUGCAGGCCAACAGGGGACAGGAUCAUCUGCCAUGGCCAUAGAUGAUGAGCCGCAGCCGCCUCAACCCUUUGAGUACACCUCGUAGGCUGGAUUCGUAGAGGUUUGUAUUGGUGGUCUGAACUUACAAAUCAAGCUUUGCUUAAUUCUUUUUUGAGUAUGUAGUAGUGUGUGGAAAUUUGUUGUUGGUUGGAAACAUUGUAGAAUCUUCAGUAGAGAAAUUACUUGAAUUUGGAGUUAUAUAUAGGACGGGGACGUCGGGAGUCAUAAA
Messenger RNA from Phragmites australis (common reed), 3337 nucleotides. Its product is annotated as 26S proteasome non-ATPase regulatory subunit 1 homolog A-like. Gene Ontology annotation, cellular component: nucleus; proteasome regulatory particle, base subcomplex; proteasome storage granule. NCBI's taxonomy places the organism in Eukaryota, Viridiplantae, Streptophyta, Magnoliopsida, Poales, Poaceae. Gene Ontology annotation, molecular function: enzyme regulator activity. The record is from RefSeq and is a predicted model, not a curated record. The transcript is spliced from 13 exons. Gene Ontology annotation, biological process: proteasome-mediated ubiquitin-dependent protein catabolic process; regulation of protein catabolic process. Bases 131 to 3154 code for a protein of 1007 amino acids.